AUGGUGAUAGAAAAGAUAAAAGACGAUGGACAGUCUGUUAGUUGUUCAUUAUUGUCAUUGCAGAUUGCUGUAGGAGUCAUGAUCGGCUCCAAGUUCGGAUUGACAGGCGAAGGGUCCUUCAGUAAGGGUGAGGCCAACUUCCUAGUGUUCCUAAUCUGCGCUUACGUAGCAGCCUUUUCGUGGUCAUGGGGCCCGUUAGGGUGGUUGGUACCCAGUGAGAUCUGCCCACUAGAAGUCCGAUCGCCUGGUCAGGCCAUUAACGUGUCCGUAAACAUGUUGUUCACCUUCAUCAUUGCUCAGGGCUUCCUUUCCAUGCUCUGCCACAUGAAAUUUGGUCUCUUCUUUUUCUUUGGCGGCUUCGUGAUCCUCAUGACCAUCUUCGUGUUCUUCUUCUUGCCCGAGACAAAGAAUGUCCCAAUUGAAGAGAUGAACAGGCUUAUGAAGGCGCAUUGGUUCUGGGGUAAAUACAUCCCCGAUGAAGAGGCCACUGGGGACAAGUACACCGCUUGACUUGACAAGGAUUGCUUAUCGUAAACUCGACUGGAGCUGCAACCAUAUAUGACCGCGAUCGUAAACUUCCUCAUCAAUUUUUGGCAAUACCUAGUGCGUUCCACCUUGUUUCCAGAGACUGAGAGUGCCCAUAUAUGUGCAAUUGCCACAAAAAAGUUUUGCUUCA
Molecule: messenger RNA, 676 nt
Organism: Punica granatum (pomegranate)
Lineage: Eukaryota; Viridiplantae; Streptophyta; Magnoliopsida; Myrtales; Lythraceae
Source: RefSeq, a predicted model, not a curated record